AACAUGUAGUUCGGUGAUCAGUCGAAGACAUGGCUUGCAUGAAGGCGGUAAUUAUCGGUGCGGUGCUGAGUGUGGCGGCGGCGGAGCGGCGCUUCCCCGCCGGGUUCAAGUUCGGCACGGCCACCGCCGCCUACCAGAUCGAGGGGGGCUGGAACGCCAGCGACAAGGGCGAGAGCAUCUGGGACCGCUUCGUGCACACCAGACCGGAGGCCGUCAGCGACCGAAGCACCGGCGACGUGGCCUGCGACUCCUACAACCGAUGGAGGGAGGACGUUCAGCUGCUCGAGGACCUUCAUGCGGACUUCUACAGAUUCUCAAUAUCGUGGCCGCGCCUGCUGCCGACGGGGUUCGCGAACCGCGUGAGCGAGGACGGCGCGCGCUACUACGGCGACCUGAUCGACGCGCUGCUGGAGAAGGGCAUCGAGCCUGUGAUCACGCUCUACCACUGGGACCUGCCGCAGACGCUCCAGGACUUGGGGGGUUGGACCAACCCGCUGAUCUCGGACUGGUUCGCGGACUACGCCCGUGUGGUCUACGACCUGUACGGAGACCGCGUGAAGACCUGGGUUACCAUCAAUGAGCCUACCGUCGUCUGCGACGUUGGGUACACGGGCUACAUAGCUCCAGGGCUGGAGUCGGAAGGGCGCGGGUCGUAUCUGUGCACCAAGCACAUCCUGCUCGCGCACGCGAAGGCCUACAGGCUCUACGAGGCGGAGUACAAGCCUCUAUAUCAAGGACAGGUGUCGCUGACCAACCAGAUGAUGUGGUUCGAGCCGGAGAGCGACGAGGACGCAGAACUCACGGAACUCGUUAAAGCCAUCUCGAUCGACCGGUACUGCCACCCCAUCUUCUCGGCGGCGGGGGGCUGGCCGCCGGCGCUGGAGCGCCACAUAGCACAGAAGAGCGCAGAGGAAGGCGAGCCGCGCUCCAGGCUGCCGCCCUUCACGCAGGACGAGAUCGACCUGGUUAGAGGGUCAUACGACUACCUGGGUCUGAACCACUACACGACGCGCACGGUGCGCGGCGCCGCCCCGGGCGAGGAGGCGGGCACGUUCCUGCUGGACGGGUUCAAGGAGCUGGGCGCCGUGCUGGGCGCCAGGCCGGAGUGGCCCACCACCAUGUCGCACUGGUUCAUGGCCGGAGUGGCCCACCACCAUGUCGCACUGGUUCAUGGUGAGGACGCCAUAUCCCUCUCCUUGUCCUACACUACACUACACGCCGCCCCGGGCGAGGAGGCGGGCACGUUCCUGCUGGACGGGUUCCAGGAGCUGGGCGCCGUGCUGGGCGCCAGGCCGGAGUGGCCCACCACCAUGUCGCACUGGUUCAUGGUGCACCCCGAGGGUUUCCGCGCGCUGCUGUCGUACGUGAAGCAGCAGUACGGCGACGUGCCCAUCUUCAUCCUGGAGAACGGUCUGUCCGACGCCGGCACGGCCCUGGACGACCAGGACCGCGUCGACUACUACCUCCGCGCGCUGCUGUCGUACGUGCAGCAGCAGUACGGCGACGUGCCCAUCCUCAUCCUGGAGAACGGUCUGUCCGACGCCGGGACGGCGCUGGAUGACCAGCCCCGGGUCGACUACUAUAGGAACUACUUGGAACAGGUGCUGCUGGCCAUGGAGCAGGACGGAGUGAACGUGGUGGGCUACACCGCCUGGUCGCUCCUCGACAACUUCGAGUGGAUGGACGGAUACCAGUCUCGCUUCGGUCUGCACCACGUUGACUUCUCGUCGCCGCAGCGCACGCGCACGGCGCGGCGUUCGGCGCGCUACUACGCAGCCGUCGCGCGCACCAAGGACCUCGACGCAGAAUACCAGUUCGACAACAUGGCCGACGAGCUGUAG
Messenger RNA from Cydia fagiglandana, 1841 nucleotides. RefSeq names its product lactase-like protein. Lineage: Eukaryota; Metazoa; Arthropoda; Insecta; Lepidoptera; Tortricidae. The record is from RefSeq and is a predicted model, not a curated record. The transcript is spliced from 14 exons. Gene Ontology annotation, molecular function: beta-glucosidase activity. Gene Ontology annotation, biological process: carbohydrate metabolic process. Bases 30 to 1841 code for a protein of 603 amino acids.